Syzygium oleosum is the source of this 1503-nucleotide messenger RNA. Its product is annotated as geraniol 8-hydroxylase-like. Gene Ontology annotation, molecular function: oxidoreductase activity, acting on paired donors, with incorporation or reduction of molecular oxygen; iron ion binding; monooxygenase activity. The transcript has 2 exons. Lineage: Eukaryota; Viridiplantae; Streptophyta; Magnoliopsida; Myrtales; Myrtaceae. The record is from RefSeq and is a predicted model, not a curated record. The coding region runs from base 1 to 1503 and encodes 500 amino acids.
AUGGAGUACUAUGUAGCUUACCUUCUGAUGCCAUGCCUGCUGUGGUGGAGCAUCAAUCUGCUCUGGCGACCGUCCAGCUGGAAGUUUGGCUACGGCGGCAACCGGCUGCCGCCGGGCCCACGUCCGCUCCCGAUCAUUGGGAACAUCCUUGAGCUCGGCGACAAGCCCCACCAGGCGCUCGCCAAGCUCUCCAAGCUAUAUGGCCCUGUUAUGAUGAUAAAGCUAGGGGCAAUCACAACUAUAGUCAUCUCCUCUCCGGAGGCUGCCAAGGAAGCCCUCCAAAAGAACGACCAGCUCUUGUGCGGCCGGCAGAUCCCUGACACCAUCAAGGCGAGCGGUCACCACGCCGAGUCCGUCGUGUGGCUGCCCGCCUCCGAUAAGUGGAAGCAGCUCAGGAAGGUGUGCACCGUCCAGAUGUUCUCGGCACACAAGUUGGACGCAGGCCAGCUCCUCCGCCGCAAGAAGGUGGACGAGCUCGUCAGCUUUGUCCACCAGAGCUGCCGGCGAGGCCAUUGCGUUGACAUUGGGAAGGCCGCCUUCACCACCGUGCUCAACUUGAUCUCGAACACGCUCUUUUCAGUCGACUUGGCCAACCAUGACGAGGGCUCCUCCCAGGAGUUCAGGAACCUUGUGUGGGGCGUGAUGGAGGAGACCGGAAAGCCCAACAUGUCAGAUUUCUUCCCAGCUCUCCGGUGGUUUGACCUCCAGGGCGCACGCCGGAGGAUCUCGGGUUACUUCAGCAGACUCGCCAUCUUCGGCGGGAUGAUCGAGGAAAGGACUCAAGUGAGGGCCUCGAUGAUCGACUCUUCACCGAGCAACGAUGUGCUCGAUUCUCUGAUUAAUUUAAACGAGAGUGGUGAAUUGAGUCGCCAUGAAAUUAAGAGCUUGCUUCUGGACUUGUUUGUCGCAGGAGUCGACACAAGCACGAGCUCGCUGGAGUGGGCGAUGGCAGAGCUGCUGCACAAUCUGGAGAAGAUCGCGCGAGCCCAUGAAGAGCUCGAUCGAGUCGUCGGUGGCAAUGGAGGAACACUGCAAGAGCCCGACAUCGCAAGGCUCCCUUACUUACAAGCCAUAGUCAAGGAGACUCUAAGGCUGCACCCGCCGGUCCCGUUCCUGAUCCCGCACAAGGCCGAGAGCGACGUGGAGAUGUGCAGGUUCCUGUUGCCCCGGCACACCCAGGUGCUGGUCAACGUGUGGGCCAUGGGGCGGGACCCCAGCAUAUGGCCCGACCCAGACAGCUUCAUGCCGGAGCGGUUCUUGGGGCGCGAGAUUGACUUCAAGGGCCGCGAUUUCGAGCUCAUCCCCUUCGGGACCGGGCGGAGGAUAUGCCCUGGGAUGCCCUUGGCCUAUAGGAUGGUGCACCUGAUUUUGGCCUCUCUCUUGCGCUCGUUUGAUUGGAAGCUUGAGCAGGGGGUGAGGCCUGAAGAGAUGGACAUGACUGAGAAAUUUGGGAUCACAUUGCAGAAGGCAACGCCUCUCCGUGCUAUUCCCAUGGAGGUGUGA